This is a messenger RNA of Galendromus occidentalis (western predatory mite), 1432 nucleotides long. It is a transcript of the gene Hgsnat, whose product is annotated as Heparan-alpha-glucosaminide N-acetyltransferase. The record is from RefSeq and is a predicted model, not a curated record. NCBI's taxonomy places the organism in Eukaryota, Metazoa, Arthropoda, Arachnida, Mesostigmata, Phytoseiidae. The coding region runs from base 277 to 1401 and encodes 374 amino acids. The transcript has 14 exons.
GUCGCACAACCGACAUCGAUAUACUAUCCCUUGAUAGCGGCCAUAUUCAUCCAGUUGCUCCUGGACUUCUUCCGCCGGCUCGUCAAAGUUAUCCGAGAGAAACGUCGCUUGCGCCAGUUGCGAUCCGAUACGGGCGAUGCUGAAACUUCCUCGCUGGGCCCUCUGGAAGCGAGCUCCAGCACAGCCGGAUCUAGGCCGCCAGAAGACGGGAUCGGGAAAGCCGGCAAGCCACGAAUCAAGUCUCUCGACGCUUUCAGAGGAUUUUGUCUUUUCUUGAUGAUUUUCGUCAAUUAUGGUGGAGGCGGACUCUGGCUCUUCGAGCACAUUCCGUGGGACGGAUUGACGUUCGCCGAUUUGCUUUUCCCUUGGUUCGUGUGGAUCAUGGGCGUGUCGAUGGCGAUUUCACUGCGGAGCAUGCGUCGGAAAUGCGUGCCACUGUCCGAGAUCUUCUUCAAAAUUCUAUCCAGAUCGGUGAAACUGUUCCUCUUAGGUCUCAUCCUCAACAGCAUGGGCAAGAACAAUGACAUCUCGAAGCUCAGGAUACCCGGAGUUCUGCAGCGAUUCGCGGUCUCGUACUUUGUGGUUGCGAGCAUGCACAUGUUCUUCUCGAGGGCCACCGACGCUGCAGAGACGGCGAAGUGGGCGAAAAUUCGAGAUGUUGCUCUGUAUUGGCAAGAAUGGGUGAUGAUGAUCUCACUGGUUGCCAUUCAUGUGCUCUUGACUUUCCUCCUGGAUGUUCCCGAUUGUCCCAAGGGAUACCUGGGCCCCGGCGGGCUCCACGAGAAUGGUACCCAUUUCAAUUGCACGGGUGGAGCAGCCGGAUACAUCGAUCGGGUCGUCUUGGGUCCAAAUCACAUGUACGGGCAUCCUACGACGGAGAAAAUAUACGAGACGUCACAGCCUUUCGAUCCCGAAGGCGUUCUGGGUUGCUUGACGUCAAUUUUCCUGACAUUCCUCGGGCUCCAAGCUGGGAAAAUUCUGCUCACGUUCAACAAUCCAGGUCGCAGGCUAAGCCGCUGGAUUUGUUGGGGGGUUCUCCUUGGACUGCUGGCUGGCAUCCUGUGCGGAUUCAGCAAAGAGGACGGCUGGAUACCUAUAAACAAAAAUCUGUGGUCGCUGUCGUAUGUCUUAUGCACGGCCGGCCUGGCAUUCCUGCUGCUGAGCGUUUUCUACCUCAUCAUCGAUGUUCUUGCCCUAUGGUCCGCAGUGCCAUUCAUUUACCCUGGAAUGAACUCCAUCCUCGUUUACGUCGGCCACGCGCUUGUCACGGAUAUGCUGCCGUGGUUUUGGGCAGGUCCGGAGACUCAUUGGAGAUACAUGGCUAUGAAUCUCGGAGGAGCGUACAUAUGGGUACUCAUAGCUUAUGUCCUUCACGAGAAUCGUGUGUACUUGGCUCUAUGAGCGAACAAUCACAGAGUUCGAAGAGCCUGAA